Capsicum annuum is the source of this 840-nucleotide messenger RNA. RefSeq lists its product as uncharacterized. Lineage: Eukaryota; Viridiplantae; Streptophyta; Magnoliopsida; Solanales; Solanaceae. Gene Ontology annotation, molecular function: nucleic acid binding; zinc ion binding. The record is from RefSeq and is a predicted model, not a curated record. The transcript has a single exon. Bases 1 to 840 code for a protein of 279 amino acids.
AUGAAGAAAUACUUGAAAGAUCUUGGUUUAUGGAAGUAUGUUGAGGAAGACAAUGCUCCAAAACCUCUGAGAGCAAACCCAACUCUUCAGCAGAUCAGAAAUCGUGAAGAAGAGAUUACAAAAGGUCCAAAAUCCUUGUCUUUCAUUCACGUAGCCGUCUCCGAAUCAAUUUUUACAAGGAUAAUGGCAUGUGAAACUGCCAAAAAAGCUUGGGAUAUGCUAAAGCAAGAAUUUCAGGGGAGUGAUAGGACAAGACAAAUGCAAAUAUUGAAUCUAAGAAAAGAAUUUGAGAUGUUAAAGGUGAAAGAGAUUGAAAAAGUGAAAGAUUAUAUUGAUAGGAUCAUGAAAAUUGUUAAUCAAAUUCGAUUGUCGAGAGAAAAAGUAGAAGAGCAGAGGAUUGUUGAGAAGGUGAUGGUGACAUUCCCAGAAAAGUUCGAAGCAAAAAUCUCCUCAAUAGAAGAUACUUGGGUUAUGUCUCAUGUCACGUUGAAUGAACUAUCAAAUGCUCUUCAAGCUGUGAAGCAAAGAAAAGCUUUUAGAGGGGAAGAGAGUUCAAAUGAAGUUGCUCUUGUGGCUACUCAAAAGUCUAAAGCUCAGUCUGAUGGUGAAUUAAAAGGGCAAUUAAAUAGAAGACAUGGAAAGGAGAAGAAGGAGCAAUAUAACAACAAAGGGAGAUAUAGAAGAUCGAAGUAUCCACCUUGUCCCUAUUGUAAAAAGGCCAAUCAUACAGAAAAGUUUUGUUGGUACAGACCUAGAGUUCAAUGCAAGGACUGCAAACAGUUUGGUCAUGUGGAUAAGGUUUGCAAAACAAAUCAAGCCCGACCAGCUCAAAAAUGUUGA